UACGCGCACACAACAAGAUGGCGAGGGUUUUGUACGCGAAUUAGGUGGCAAAAAAGGCAAUAAAAGUGCAAAAUAAUCGUUUAAAAAUACAUAAAAGUGUCGAGCGGCCGCAAUAACAAGCUGGGCGCAUAUUGCUCGCGUUUUGUAUAUGCGGCAGCCUCUGGUAGAGAGUUGCGAAAGUUGCUGCGCUGUCUGGCCUUGUUGUAGUUGUUUUUGCUUCUGAUUUAUUAUUGUGUGCGUACGUGCGUGUGCCUAUAUCGGUGUCCCUGCUCCUGACCCGCUGCCUUAAAAUGAAUAACAAUUAUGGCAAUAUUAUGAUGGAUUCACCCAGAUCCUCACCACACGGUGGACGUUCGCCUGUGGUGGCGCGCCAGGACUCAUCAGGGACCCUUAAGACAACAAUAUCGCUGGGCAAGACGCCUACGAUUAUACACACGGGCCCCUUCUAUUCAAUGAAAGAGCCACCCGCCAAGGCGGACCUCACAGGUGAUAAGGAUCUCAUGACAGAACAUGGCCUGCAUCACACACUUACAAAAUUCAAGGAAAAAAAGUUCAAAGAGUCGCUGGCGUCCUUUCUGCCCAACAUACCCGGCAUCAAUGACCUCACCUUGCACCCCGUCGAGAACAGUACGUUGCGCAGCGUCAUCGAGAAGCCCCCCAUUGGCGGCAAGGAACUGCUGCCACUAACCGCCAUGCAACUGGUUGGCUUUCGUUUGCAUCCAGGACCGCUGCCGGAACAGUAUCGCACUACAUAUGCAACACCUGCGCGAAAACACAAAAACAAGCAUAAAAAGCACAAACACAAAGAUGGCAUUACACCUGGGGGUACGGAAUCGACGUUGCUGGAUUCGGCUGGCCUAGAGACCUACGAAAAGAAGCACAAAAAACAGAAACGUCACGAGGAUGAUAAAGAGCGAAAGAAACGCAAAAAGGAGAAAAAGCGCAAAAAGAAGAAUCAAAGUCCAGAGCCCGGGACUGCGCUUGGUGGCAGUACUGCUGUUGGAGGCAUGGGCGGGCCAGUUAUGGGUGCCACGCCUAUGUCGACGGGCAGCGUUGGCGUCAGUGCCAGCCUGAAUUCAGGCAUGGGCAUGAACAGUUUUCCCGCAUCUAUGCAAAUGCAACAACAGCUGCCAAUGCAGCAGCAACAACAAAUGCCAAGUGGAGCGCUACUGGGCUCCGUAUUGGGGACCAGCGGCAGUGGUGCUGGCAGUGGAACUGGCGGCCCAGGCAGCUUAUUGAUGUCACAGUUUUAGGCGAAAUCCAUUAGUUAAUAGACUUGUCUCAUUACCUCUCUCACACAUACACACGCUCUCAGUUCCAUAGCCCACACAUACACAAACAAAAAAAAAAACAAUCAAGGUGUCCAAAAGGAACACUCUAAAUGCAAUUUCUCGAUAAAUUUUCAUGUCUAGUGCUUAAUUAAUAAUUAUGAUUAAUGUAAAAUAAUUUAAACUAUAAUUAGCAAACUUUUCGUUCGUUUAUACAUUGCUAGCUUAAUGAGAUUUAUUUAAUGCAAAUUAUGGUACAAAUCCCAACAUUUUUCGACCUAAAUUCCAGCACGCCUACCCUAACUUUUACGCCUAAUAACAUCCAUACAUUUGUUUGUACAUCUAUAGUAGUUAUGAUCAUACAAAAUAAUUUGCUUACAAUCUAGUGUAGCUACAGUAUUUUUCGUUUGCAAUGGUUUGUUCUUCCAGCAUGUAAAAAACUGAAUAUAAGCUGAGAUUCAACAAAACAAAAAAUAUACUAUAAGUUAUUAAAUAUAAAUAUAA
Drosophila busckii is the source of this 1772-nucleotide messenger RNA. It is a transcript of the gene MED19, whose product is annotated as mediator of RNA polymerase II transcription subunit 19. Gene Ontology annotation, cellular component: mediator complex. NCBI's taxonomy places the organism in Eukaryota, Metazoa, Arthropoda, Insecta, Diptera, Drosophilidae. Gene Ontology annotation, molecular function: transcription coregulator activity; transcription factor binding. The coding region runs from base 291 to 1253 and encodes 320 amino acids. The record is from RefSeq and is a predicted model, not a curated record. The transcript has 3 exons. Gene Ontology annotation, biological process: positive regulation of transcription by RNA polymerase II.